Messenger RNA from Cercopithifilaria johnstoni, 288 nucleotides. The record is from the annotation of a GenBank genome assembly. NCBI's taxonomy places the organism in Eukaryota, Metazoa, Nematoda, Chromadorea, Rhabditida, Onchocercidae.
AUGAGGCUUAGCUCUUCCGACUGUCCAUUUCUCACUAUUCGGCAUUGGACGCUGGUGAAACUCAGCAAUACAAAUAUCGCAUAUGGUAAUUUACUGUUUGAAAAAUUCGUCGCUAUUCUGAAUUUCCGCUUUGUUUUCAGCGAUCAUUUGUUUCAACAGUCAGCGGGUCACUUCGCAUGUUUAACGCGUGAAAACGGUUUCAGAAUAGCACCGAGGGAUGUGAAUCUUGCGAAUUUAGUGUUGCUAUGGUGGUUCAUUGUCUCAACACUUCUGCCUUUCACGCUCUGA